AUGAGUGUAAUUCUCAACAAAGAGUCAAAAAAGCAGACUGCAUUUAUUCAAGUAAGAAACACUGUUGUCCAUCAACAAGUUGUACUCCUCUCAUUGCUCAACUCCCAAUUCUCUUUCCUUCUCAGACUCCCCAACAAGAAGUCUCUUGUCUAUGACCAAAACUUUUCGAUUGAUUCUAUCACUGAUGCUUAUGGCAACUCUUUUGACUUUAAUUCCUUUGUACAAAUACGUGUCGAACAACGCUUGUCAAUAGAAAGAGGUGAUGGAAUUCCAGAGAAAACACUUUCAAGAAGAAGACAGAAUUAUAUAAUCGCCGAAAGAACUAAAUUUCUUGUUGAUUUAUUGAGAGAAGCAGGCUAUUUUAUUAGUACUGUAGAGACCGGUGGAAAGAAAAACAUGUUAAAAACAGAAAUAGUCACACAAAUCUUUUAUAAUGGUGUUCUGAUGUUUGACAAAGACGCAAUCAGGGAGUGUGGGAGAGUAGUGUCACACAACAUUACAACACUCAAGACGAUGUCUGGAAAGAUUCAAAUCCCCAUCAAUACCAUCGCACUCAAAAGUUAUUCAUUGUAA
Messenger RNA from Entamoeba invadens IP1, 573 nucleotides. RefSeq lists its product as hypothetical. NCBI's taxonomy places the organism in Eukaryota, Evosea, Mastigamoebida, Endamoebidae. The coding region runs from base 1 to 573 and encodes 190 amino acids. The record is from RefSeq and is a predicted model, not a curated record. The transcript has a single exon.